Adineta steineri is the source of this 951-nucleotide messenger RNA. Lineage: Eukaryota; Metazoa; Rotifera; Eurotatoria; Adinetida; Adinetidae. The record is from the annotation of a GenBank genome assembly.
AUGACAAUAUAUUCAGUAUUUCUUUUGUUUUUAUCAAUAAAUUGUGUUUAUUCAUCAUGGAUAACAAUCAAUGAUUAUUCUGUAACAACAUGGAAUGAAACAAAUGCAGAUCUUAGUGAAAUAUUAGCUCGAUUCCAAGUAACUAAUUAUCCAUCAAAAUAUAUAAAAUCAUUAAACAAUCGUAUUGAUACUUUUACUUGUGAUUUCAAUUGUGAAAAUGUUUAUUUUCUAAUGCAACAAGGUCUGUAUGGAAUUUCAAAAUUUUUCAAAUUUAAUUCUAAAACAAAACAAGUUUAUCAAACAGAACAAAUUCAAUCUUUUAUGAUCGAUCAUAUUCAAUUUAAUGAAAAAACAAAGAAAUUAUAUUCGAUUAUACAUCAGUCAACUGAACGAAAAUAUCUUUUAGUUGAAAUUGAUACUCAAACAUUGCAAGUGAAGGAACAAUUUAUGGAUUUAAGUCAAUAUGGUUUUCCGAUGUCUGGAAGUUAUUUUAAUUCUAAAACACAAUUGUUUACAUAUCAUGCUUAUGAUUCUAAUCAACAAGCAACCGUUUUAAUAACAUUAGAUUUAUCUUCAAAAGCAACUCAAAGAUUCGUUCAAUCAAAAGUAUUUGAUUUUAAUGUUUAUGGAUUUGGAUUUGUUCAAUCAAACAACGGUUUAGUUGCAUUAGAUCAAUAUAAUAUCGUCACACCAUUAGUUGUAAUUAAAAUCAAUGAAAAAACUGGUCAGCCGAUUGGCAAUGUGACAAUCACACCGGAUGGUCAAAGAAUUGCUCAAGGAUAUAAACCGUUUUCGGUUGAUUAUGAAAAUCAAUUCUUUUAUGUUUUAUCAUCAAGUGAAGAUUUGUCAAAAACAUUUAUUUCAAAAAUAAAUAUUCAAACGAUGGAAGUUAAUAUUACAGCUGUCCAACGAAAAUUUCCAAAUGAUUAUUUAUUCGUUAAAAUAAAUUAA